AUGAGGCCACAAGCUCUUGCUCUUGCUCUCGCAUCGUUCCUGGCGGCCGCGCUGCUGUGCCUGUGCGCGGCGGCGGCGGCUGCCUCGCCCGUGUCGGUCGCCGGCAAGUUCGCCAUGGAAGGAAUGGGAAUGGUCGUCGACCAAGGGAUAGACCACUUCCUCGUCCUCGCAGCGGUCUUCGUCAUGUGCCUCUUCCGCUGA
Molecule: messenger RNA, 201 nt
Organism: Miscanthus lutarioriparius
Lineage: Eukaryota; Viridiplantae; Streptophyta; Magnoliopsida; Poales; Poaceae
Source: the annotation of a GenBank genome assembly